Molecule: messenger RNA, 2994 nt
Organism: Naegleria lovaniensis
Lineage: Eukaryota; Heterolobosea; Eutetramitea; Acrasida; Naegleriidae
Exons: 1
Coding region: 1-2994 (997 amino acids)
Biological process (GO): regulation of DNA-templated transcription
Molecular function (GO): zinc ion binding; DNA-binding transcription factor activity, RNA polymerase II-specific
Source: RefSeq, a predicted model, not a curated record
AUGCAAGGUCAUGAUAAUGCUUGUGGUGGACGCAGAAUUAUGAUGACCGAUCGUAGUUUUAAUCAUGACGAUAAUAAUAAUAACAACAACUCUCAAGAACCACCUUCGAAGGAUAAAGAGCAGGAGGAGAAGCAUCAGGAGGAUGUACAACAACUAGCUCAUCAUCAAGGCGUGUUGUCUUCAAUCGUGUAUCCAUCGUGUCCAUCCACUCAACCAUCACAACAGGAAUUAACGAAGAGUCACACACAACCACUAUUUCAGGAGCGAGAGGAGGAUGAAUCAAUGUCUUCACAUCGGAAACUCAUGGCGAUUCAUGAAAGCGAGUUCUCGACCCUGCAUGAGAUUCCACUUUCAUCAUGGUCCGAAGAAAUACAUGCAUCAAUCAUUGAUACUUUUCAGGAAGAAGAGCAACAACGGGUAUCAUUGAAUGCAAUUCUUCUUGAAAAUUCUGAUCUAGAAACAAUGUCUGCUAAUUUUAAUGCCAUUUCUUGCAUCACGUGUCGAAGAGGACACAAACGCUGUGGACGUCAGUUGCCAGCAUGUCAUGAAUGCACUUCGAAAGGUAAAAUCUGUGUCUAUCCUGAAGCCAAGAAAAGAGGUCGAACCGUGGGUAGCAAAAACAAGAUUCAAAAAAAGAAACCAGUCACCAUAAGUGUUCUUGGUUUGGAAAGUUUUGAAAAGGGAAAACAGAAUCACAAGUGUGUGAGUGUUUCAUUCUUAACGCCUCAGCAGCAACAAACUUCAAAACCAAUGAAAGGUCAGACAACAACCACGAUUUCUCAAAACAGCUCAGAGACUCUUGCAUGCACCUCUUCUCAACAAGCAUCCUCAUCAACAACAACCACUGGGACGGUUCAUUCAACUCUAAAUUUAUUCACUGGUCAUGUGAAAACCAAUCCAAUUCGAAAAAGGAAAGCGAAUAGUCAAUCGAAUAGCACGACUACACCUACGACUUCGAAUAGUAGCAACACUCCUCUCUUGACCAGUCAAGAAAAACCAACUCUGAACUUUUCCCUUAUUCCUUCACAGGUGAUCCAUUCAUCCUCAACCCGGAUUGGUACGAACUUUGACCACAUCGACAAAUCGUCAUCAACAACCCUUUCUCAUUCUGUUUCCACUUCUCAUGGGCGACCAACAUCCAUCACGAGUUCGGAAUCAGCUGAAGAUUCUGAUUAUCAUUCUCGUGGAAUUCAAAAACAAGUUCAACCCAAUCCUUCACAACACUCACCAUUUCUAAACUUGUCUUUCCCAUCAUCAAUGACACUUUCUCAACAACAACAACAACCACAAGUGAAUAUUCGAGAUGAAAUGAAUCAGAGAGCUGCUCUGCAUUCCGUUAAUUUUCACAAUUUACAAUUUGAUCCAAGCAGUCACUCAACUCAAGAAGAUCAUUCGGAUCAUUCAAAUCAAGCACCAGUGAAUUCUGAAAGUCAACCCCAUUCUCAAGGAAACACUUCUGCAUCGAUGAACUCCCAUUCAGCAACUAUUGAACGAAUUUUACAAUUGUUUCAAUACGCCAUUCAAAACAAUGCAGAUCCAUCCGUCAUUAAUCGUUUAUUAUCACUCCUUGUGAAACUAACCAAUGCUUCACAAAUCAUGCCACUCCUUCAACAACAAUUAUCCAUGGCGACCGCCACCUCCACUGUACACUCGAACACAAACCAAAAUUUUGAUCCAACAUUUCAACACCUCCUUCCAACAACCAUCAAUGUACAACAAUCUCUCAACCAUACUCUUCCCCAAGUCAUUGACGAUGCUGUGUAUUGUACCUUUGAACGAAACGCUGUUCUUUCUCAAGUGGUCUUGCAACAACAAACGGUGGAUCUUUUCUUUGGAGUGGUGAGUGCUGGUGUGUCAAUAAUUCCAAGAAAUACUUUUCAAACAAUACUCGCUGAGAGAGAAAAUUAUGGAAGCAGUACCCAAUAUUUUUCAUUGCUGUAUGCCAUUCAAAGUUUUUGUUAUCAGAGAUUUGGAAAUAAUGAAAAUGCAAUUCGAUCUUUUUACAGAAGUAAGGAAUUACUAUUUUCGGAAUAUCUUGAUUUGGAUCGACCUAGUUAUUUAGUAGCUGCGAUUUGUUGUUAUUUAGCAUCCUAUGCAGCUGCAUCCUCUAUGGAUCAAGAUGCUACUGAAUUAGUCGCUAUUACAAGAUCCUAUCUGUCACAAAUCAAAGAAAUGGACGACUCCCUGUCAUGUCUCAAACGAGGAUGUGUACUUGCAACUUUUAUAACACAAGAUUUCGAUUAUGAACAAGUUGAAGGAGUUUCAAAUUAUAUUCAACGAAAAUUACUGGAAGGAUACAAAUACAGUACAAGCUCCAAUACGGUCCCUGAAGAAUUAAUGUCCAUUCUCAGUCAACCACUUAAAAAAGAUACUCUCCCAAAAUAUUUGUACUUUGUGGACAAAAUUUAUGAAUGCUACACCAAAUACGACAAUGCAAAAAAGAAUGUACAAGAAAAGGGGAAAAUUUUAGCUCAUUUAAUUAUUUCAAUUACGAUGGUUUCUUAUCGACUAGGAAUUUAUAGAGAACUAGGGCUACGAGGAAGAGAACUUCGAUCGGUGACUGAAGAAUUGACACGCCUCUCGUCACAUCCAUUAUUUGGACAUAUUCCUCCUUUUCUAUUGAGUGGAAUUGCACUUGGAUGGAAAGCACAUGCAGAAGCCAUUGAGGAAAUUGAGCAUGAAGUUAAUCAAGAAGAUUCAAAAUUGAUGAAUAACGAUUUGAGGCAACAAUUUUUAUAUUACCAUGACAUGUUGGAAAGAGAUUUAUUGGCUGCUAGUUUGCUGGGAAAACGAUUUGUGAAAGUUUUUCGAGGAUUUGGACAUGUGGUGCAACGAAUGAUUGAUUGUGCUCGAAGAAAGACUUUAAUAAUUGGUGAAGAGUCAUCAUUCAUAAUUCAACCUCUUAAUACCAUAAUAGGAACGACAGUAUCGUCUUUGAAUUUGAAAUUGGAUUUGGAAUCGUUGCAAACCUUGUUUACGCAAUUCAAUCAGUAA